UGAGGCAGCAGCUCACAGGUGAUUUCACUUAACGUCACUAACGAGCAUCAGUCCGUCUGUGCUGACCUGUGAGAUCAUGCUGCGUAUGCUGCUCGCUGCACUUCUGUUUGUCAAAUCUCCUACAGAUGUCGAGUCUGGUCCGAUACAGGGAGAAAGACAAGCACUCAAGGAAGACUGGUUCACCAGGGUGCUGAAGUAUAUGGACUCUAACCCAGAGACUUUAGAGGAGCUGACGACCAAGCAAUACGCAGUGUUGGAGGGAGACAUGAUUCUGUCAACUGACAGGAAUGCAGUGGCGAGCCCGUGGCCGACGCUGGAGAUCCCGUAUAAAAUCAGCUCAGAGAUAGAGAAUCGGAGGCACGACAUCCUCUCUGCGAUGGCGAUGGUGUCUAAACACACCUGUGUGUCCUUCCACCCGCGAAACAAUGAGACAGACUACCUGCUCUUCAAAUCCAGCAGAGGCUGUGCUUCAUACGUGGGCUAUAUCGGCGGACAGCAAGAGGUGUUUGUUGGGCCGGGGUGCAUCCUGGGUAAUAUCGUCCACGAGAUUCUUCAUGCUCUGGGCUUCCACCAUGAACACACCAGGACAGACCGCGGCCAGUACAUCACAGUUCUUUCCCAUAACAUAAUGAACGGAAAGGAGAGAAACUUCUAUAAGCUUCCAGGCCAAACCUUUGACCUCGAUUAUGACAUCUCCUCUAUCAUGCACUAUGGAAGUGGGUUUUUUUCAGCUAACGGUCUGCCCACCAUCAUUCCUCACGGUGAAAUGAAGGAGAUGGGACAGAGAGUCAAGAUGACAAAGCUGGACAUCGAGAGAGUUCGACGCCUCUACCACUGUGACACCAUAACAGAGGAGGUGGAGAAGAGCAGUGCUGCUGAGAAGGAGGAAGAUGCGAGCGUACAUCAUGUACUUUUCCACGAUGCGGCGUCCGGCCUCACAACGAAGAACAAAGCUCUCAUCUCUGCCAACAAACCAGAGGAAAGUCACACAUCCAGCAGCACCUUGUCUACAGCUGCCGGCCUGCAGCACCUGAACGCUGCCACCAGAGGGCAGGAAAACACCAGCAGAGGGAACUAGACUGAGCUGAGGCUGAACUACUUAUUAAUAAAACCAACACACAUACCUGUG
Molecule: messenger RNA, 1129 nt
Organism: Acanthopagrus latus (yellowfin seabream)
Lineage: Eukaryota; Metazoa; Chordata; Actinopteri; Spariformes; Sparidae
Product: low choriolytic enzyme
Exons: 10
Coding region: 77-1078 (333 amino acids)
Biological process (GO): proteolysis
Molecular function (GO): metalloendopeptidase activity; zinc ion binding
Source: RefSeq, a predicted model, not a curated record